This is a messenger RNA of Cercospora beticola, 1634 nucleotides long. Its product is annotated as lysophospholipid acyltransferase family protein. Gene Ontology annotation, molecular function: acyltransferase activity. The record is from RefSeq and is a predicted model, not a curated record. Gene Ontology annotation, biological process: phosphatidylinositol acyl-chain remodeling. Gene Ontology annotation, cellular component: endoplasmic reticulum; endomembrane system. NCBI's taxonomy places the organism in Eukaryota, Fungi, Ascomycota, Dothideomycetes, Mycosphaerellales, Mycosphaerellaceae.
GGAUGGCUGACGUGGUGCAACCAAGUUUCGCGCCUACUCCUCCAGGAACAAAGCGUGGCGUUCUUCCACGACUGCGCCUUCGGAGGUCGUAAUCGCACCGAAUUCGACUUGCUCGUCGAGACGUUCACAUCAGCAUUAACAACACGUACACUCAUCGUCUGCUUACCCCCAUGUCGCCAAUCGCCCUUCACUUUUCCUGCCCAGUGUAACAAUGCCUCGGGUACCUUUUGAUCUCGAUUUGUUCGGAAAAUCCUGCUGAUCUGCAGCAUCUGUGCUGUUGUUCACUCGCUUUGCAGGCAUGACCGCCUCAUCAGUCGCUGUCGUGCAGAGGCCUGUUUCCAAAUCUGGACAUGGCCCUACGCUGUCGCCCCCAACGGGCACUCCCUCCAUAGGCAAGAAAGCCACAAUUUACAAGCAUGUGAGCCAGUCGAGCAUGGAGUGGCUGCUGGAGAGACUCAAAGGUGUCCUGGUCGUUGUCAGCUUUCUGACAUGCGCUGCAUGUCUUCAUAUUCAACAAUUUUUCGGUCUACCAUUGUACUGGUCGAGUCGGCUCUAUCGCUCCUGGCAAGACGCUGUCAAGUCGUCUACAGCCGUACUUCUGAUCGGACUGAACCAGUGGCGUGCACCAACCACGGCCGAAAUCAGUUGGGAUGAAAGUGUGAAAGGACAGAUCAAGUGGACAUCCAACGGGAAGAUUGAGUUCAAUGCGCCGGAUCGAAUGGUCUUGAUCGCGAAUCAUCAGAUUUACACUGAUUGGAUAUACCUCUGGUGGUCCGCAUACACAGCCCGACACCAUGGACACUUGAUUGUCAUCUUGAAAGAUGCGUUGAAGAAGAUUCCGAUUGUCGGCCCUGGCCUGGUGUUCUUCAACUGGAUUUUCCUCUCCCGUAAAUGGGAAACAGACGAGGUUGAAAUGCAGCGUAGCCUUGGCCGACUUGCUCAAGAUCGCGUACCUAUGUGGCUAUUACUCUUUCCUGAGGGCACGAAUCUUACAGCUCGAUCGCGCAGCAUGAGCAAGAAAUGGGCCGACAAGGUUGGGACCAAGGACUUUGAUCUUAGCUUGAUCCCAAGAAGUCGUGGUCUACAAUUCUGCCUGCGUGAACUGGCUAGCACCGUGGACUGGUUGUACGACUGCACUAUCGCAUAUGAUGGCAUUCCGCCAGGAGUGGACAGUCAAGAUGUGUGGAACCUUCCUAAUCUGUACUUCGAAGGUCGCAAGCCGCCGACUGCCCAUAUGCACUGGCGACGCUUCGCUGUCUCCACAAUCCCCUUUGAAGACGCCGAGGCUUUUGACAAGUGGCUAUACGAGCGGUGGGCAGAGAAAGAGCAACUCCUGCAGCAACAUCAGCGCACCGGCAAAUUCCCUUCUUCUGGCGCUCCCAUGCUAGCCAAGAUCGAGCUUUGGCACUUUGUCGAAAUGCUCCAACUCUGUGUGAGCUUCUUUGCAGCGCUUGCGCUAUGGUUGAUCGUAAGGACAGUGAUUAGAACCCUGCCUUCAUAAAUCGAUAGACACAACCUAAGACUAGACAGUCGUGGGACUACUUCGGAGCUGUCCACUUCGAGGCUUCUCACCAGUAUGCCACUGGAGCUGAACCUUUAGCCAAUCCUGACAACGCGGAAACUGCUGCAAGAGC